UUGACACUAACUCUCCUUGCAUCCUCAGGGCUGCAUUGAGAUGCCGGACGUCCCAGCUGAGACGGCUUAUGAUGUGCUGCACGACACGGAGUAUCGGAAGAAGUGGGAUGCCAACGUCAUCGAGACGCACGAGAUCGCCCGUCUCUCAGACAGUGCUGACGUAGGCUAUUAUUCGUGGAAGUGCCCAAAGCCCUUACGCAACAGAGAUGUGGUGACGCUGAGGUCUUGGCGAGUCCUGGACAAGUCUUACGUUAUCCUUAAUUUUUCUGUCAAACACCCAAAGUACCCUCCCCGCAAAGACCUGGUUCGGGCGGUGUCCAUAUUGGCUGGAUAUUUAGUGGAACCCACCGGAACCAAUGGCUGUCGCUUGACUUACCUGGCCCAAGUUGAUCCGAAAGGGUCGCUGCCCAAGUGGGUUGUGAAUAAAGCUUCCCAGUACCUGGCACCAAAGAUGAUGAAGAAGAUGCACAAAGCGUGCUUGAAGUACCCCUCCUGGAAGCAGGACCACAAGGCGAGCCUAAAGCCAUGGUUGCACCCUGAACAGAACGAGCUCCCCACCAUGGCCCUCUCCGACCUGUGUCUCCAACACGCCUCCUCUCUGGAGAACAUAGACGAGAGUGGCUUAAUGGAAACCAAGGAAGAGAAGGGGGACACCAGCGGCUCAGAGAACUGACGCUGCUUCGGCUCCCUUUCUGUUCGGGAGCCUUCCGCUAGUCUGUCGCGGUGCCUUGCCUAGUUGUUUUUACAAUAAAACGGUGGGAAAUUCCA
Molecule: messenger RNA, 768 nt
Organism: Anolis sagrei ordinatus
Lineage: Eukaryota; Metazoa; Chordata; Lepidosauria; Squamata; Anolidae
Source: RefSeq, a predicted model, not a curated record